Molecule: messenger RNA, 6445 nt
Organism: Eublepharis macularius
Lineage: Eukaryota; Metazoa; Chordata; Lepidosauria; Squamata; Eublepharidae
Gene: ARHGAP29
Product: Rho GTPase activating protein 29
Exons: 24
Coding region: 204-4292 (1362 amino acids)
Biological process (GO): activation of GTPase activity; signal transduction
Cellular component (GO): cytoplasm
Molecular function (GO): GTPase activator activity
Source: RefSeq, a predicted model, not a curated record
UGGGCGGAGGGGAUGCGGCGGCUGGCGCUGUGGCUCCUCGCGCCCGGGGACUCGGAGCCGCCGACGACAGCGCCCUCGCGGCGGCCAUGAGACGGCCCUUUCCCUUCUCCUCGCCAACGGGACUUCAUUUUUCACUUGUCAGAUGGACCUAAAUAACAUUGAAUGUUAAGUCUGGCGAUUUCAUAAGAUUUGCAGCGGCUGGGAUGUUGCGACAGAACUGUGGAGGCAACAAGCGUGGUUUAGGAUUAACCAAACUAUCUACCUCCAAUUUCUUCACCAUCUCUAAUUCAGGAAACUGGGGGAUGGGGCGCAGUACCAAGAGCAGCUCUCUGAGCAGUAUUAGUUCCAACUCUGACUGUUAUGACAGCACUGUUGUGGACCCAGAAUACAUUAUGCAGUUGGUGAAUGAUGUCAGAAAAUUUGCAGAUGUUCUACUUUAUUUGAAAGAAACCAUUCUUUCAGAAGAAAAUCAAGAUUGUCUUCAUCAUGUUGUUCAUGAACGUUUGGGUGAGCUGCUGCGAGUCCUAAAGGCAGUAAUUAGCAAACACCAGAGUCUCAACUCAGUUGACAUUCUCAGUGCUGCUGGAACAGUCAUUGCAAAAGUAAAAGCUGUGAACUUCAAAGAGGUUAAUGAAGAAAACAAGCGAGAAGUCUUAAGUGAAAUAUUCUCUUCUAUUGAUACACUAGCAUUUACCUUUGGAAACAUAGUUUCCGACUUCCUUAUGGGAGAUGUAGACAAUGGCUCAGCAUUGGGUCUUCCUGUAUCUCGACAGAGUCAGUCUUUUGAAAAUCUUUCUGUGGAUUCUGGAGGAUCACUGCAUGAAAGGGAUGACAUUCAAGCGACAGGGCACUGUAGAGCUGAAGAAGUUGAUAGCAUUCUUUUAAGAAAUGAUCAUGGAAUUGAAUCAGCUCUGUCCUACGCUAAAGCAUGGUCAAAAUAUGCAAAGGACAUAGUUACAUGGGUAGAAAAAAAGCUUAACUUGGAAAUGGAGUGUACUAAAGGCUUGGCAAAAAUGGCUGAAACAACUAAGGCUAUCAUUGCCCCCCAGGAUUACAUGCCAUUCCAAUCAAUAUUCAUCAGUGCAUUUCAAAAUGAUAUAGAGAACAGUCAGCUUUGGCAACAAACAGCAGCAGCUCUCCAAGCUAAUAAAUUUGUUCAGCCACUCCUUGGCAGAAAAAAUGAACUGGAUAAACAGAGGAAAGAGAUCAAGGAGCUUUGGCAACGAGAACAAAAGAAAAUGCAAGAACUAGAAUCCACCGUAAAAAAAGCAAGGCUGUUAUACAUUCAGCGGCAAGAUGAAUAUGAAAAGGCAAAAUCAUCUACUGCCCGUGCUGAGGAGGAGCAUCUGAUCUCCAAUGGGGGCAUUGUUAAAGAUGCCAGCAAGUUAGAGAAAAAACGGAAGCUGGAAGAAGAGGCUCUCCAAAAAGCUGAAGAAGCCAAUGAACAUUUCAAAGCCAGUGUGGCUGAAGUUGAAGAAAAACGAAACGAUCUGGAAAAUUUUAAAAGCGAUGUCUUAACUCAGCUGCGGGAACUUGUUUAUCAGUGUGAUUUGACACUUAAAGCAGCAACAGUUAAUCUGUUCCAGAUGCAACAUGCCCAAGUUGUGUCUAUUCCAGUUAACUGUCAGUCCCUCUGUGAAAGUGCCAAGCUCUAUGACCCAGGACAGAAGUACUCUGAGUUUGUGAAGAAUUUGCCAAAAGAUGAUGUCCCCAUUGAAUCGGGUUCCUUUGAAAGUCAGAGCUCCCAGGUUGGAGGGAUUUUCAGUAAACGAUCAAACCAUGCACCUGCAUCUCAAGGAAACUUAUCUCAGUGUUCAGGAGACUUUUCCACUCAUGCAGUAGAAGACAUUGGAAGCCCAUCCUAUUGCCGCUCCCAAAAAAUUGGAGAAAAAAGAUCUUCUAGUAGCACCGAUAUCUCUGUUGCAAGAGGACCACCACCCUUUAGGUCCUGGUCUGUUGGUAACCAAAGUGGAGGAAUGUGCAGUGACUCUGAAAGUGCAGGAGGAAGUAGUGAGUCACGAUCUGUGGACUCUCCAUCUGCAAGUCCAGGAGACUUUAAAAGGAGGCUUCCUCGAACACCAUCUACUGGUACCAUGUCCUCUGCAGAUGAUCUUGAUGAGAGAGAGCCACCCUCUCCUUCUGACUGUGGUUUAAAUGAUCUCGCAACUGAAAUUGCCAGUUCUCCUGGACCUUUUAGAAACACUCUUCUGUCUAAGGCAGCUCAGACACACAAAUUGAGGAAGCUGAGGGCUCCAUCUAAAUGUAGAGAAUGUGACAGUCUGGUGGUGUUCCAUGGCGCAGAAUGUGAGGAGUGUUCUCUGGCCUGUCAUAAGAAAUGUUUGGAGACUUUAGCCAUUCAGUGUGGACACAAAAAACUUCAUGGAAGACUUCAUCUGUUUGGAGUAGAAUUUACUCAAGCUGCCAAAAAUACUCCUGAUGGCAUUCCCUUCAUCAUCAAAAAAUGUACCUCUGAAAUUGAAAGCAGAGCCCUGAACGUAAAGGGUAUCUAUCGUGUGAAUGGAGCCAAAUCAAGAGUUGAAAAGCUUUGUCAAGCAUUUGAAAAUGGAAAGGACUUGGUAGAGUUGUCAGAACUCUAUGCACACGAUAUAAGUAAUGUCCUUAAGUUGUAUCUUCGUCAGCUCCCUGAACCUUUGAUUUUGUUUCGGCUUUAUAAUGAAUUCAUUGGACUUGCAAAAGAGAGUCAAAGUAUUAAUGAGGAUCUGGAUAUGAAACAGAUGAGUCCCAGAUCAAAAAAAGGGCAACCAGUAUGUAUUGAACUGAAUAGAAUAAUUCUUAAAAUCAAAGAUCUACUCAAACUUCUACCUCCAUCAAACUAUAACAGUCUCCAGUUCCUUAUAGGCCAUCUAAACAGGGUUACAGAACAGUCUGAUGAAAAUAAAAUGUCUGCCAGCAACCUUGGCAUUAUAUUUGGCCCAACUCUUAUCAGGCCACGUCAGACAGAUGCUACAGUCUCUCUCUCUUCACUUGUGGACUAUCCAUAUCAAGCUCGGGUAGUGGAGCUUCUUAUAACUUAUUAUGAGAAGAUCUUUGACAUUCUGCUGCAGCCUUUAUCAGAUGCAUCUCAGUCCGAAGAAAAUGUUACUUAUGCUAAAAGUAUUCUCUUAUCAGAAGAUCGAGAACCGACGCAGCAAAGGAAAACUGCAUCCUGUAUUGCUCUGAAGGAAAACAUCCAGUUAGCCCAAAAUGAGAGUAAAGAUUCAGAAACUGUUGUGUUAUUUGAAGAACCAGAUAGUAGUAAAGACAAGCAGCAUAUUUCUAAUGCAUUAACAGACUGGCGUUCACAAGUUGGAACUAAACACAGUCUUGGAAGGAGAAACUCUCCUUCAGAACCAUCCACUGUCUCAGUUCUGGAAAAUCACAGUGCAACUAAAAAAGAAUCAGGCAACGAUGGGAUUCAAGUUUCAAGUCAAGACAAUGAACCUUCUCUCUCUGCCGCUGAGGAUGGUGUUAAAACCAGUCACUUAGUAAGACCUAAUCGUCAGAUAGCCAAAGUUCAGUUACGUUCUCAGAGGACAAAGCCAGUUGUUCGCCCUGUCAGUUUACCUCUAGGUCAAACACUUCCUCCCUGUAUUUUGAAUGAGAAAAAUUCCCGAAAUGCAGGGCUAAGUAUAGAAAAGCUUGGCAAAAGCCCUGUUAUUGAAGAGGUUUCUGAGACACAGUUGCUUCCAGCUGUUAAUGCUGGCUGUAGGUUUUCUUGUUAUGACUCUCAGACUCUGAAAAAGACAUGGGACAAGCAAUAUAAACAAUAUGAUAUGACUGCAAGGACAGCAAUGAUUGUGACCAACCUGCCCCAGGAAAAUCGAACACAGGAUGUAGUAAACACAUGUGCCUUACCAUCAUCUAGCAGUGUUGUUAACAAUUCAGUGAAUGCCAUACUUCCCAAUAAGCCAUAUACAAUACCUGUCAGGGCUACAAGAACAACUGCAGAAGGGCAUACCCCAGACUCUAAUCCUCUUGCUGCUUUCAGAACGCCAAGAACUUUGCAACCACCACCAGGGACAUUCUAUAAACCACCAGCCAACAGUAAGGCCAGACAAAAUGAUGAGAGUUCUGCACCUAAACUCUGUACAGCAGUUGUCAAAGAUGAGACUCCAAAGCUAGCAAUCAACCCUGUGCUUGCUCAGGGUACUUUGGGCUCCUCAAGCCAGCAUGUAAAGCAACAAAAAAUCAGUUCAGAAGCUGUUUCCCCUACAGACUUGAAGCCCACCUAUCAGAGAUUAAGGCCAAAGCGGAUGCAAGAACUGGAACAGAGGGAAGCUCACUUUGUAUAGGGCAACUAAAACUUUCUGGAAAAGUUCUACAGCUUUGUGGUCUUGUCAAGGAGGACUAUUCCUAGAAGAUUUCACCUUUGUGCCAUAUUGAACUUAAUUUUAUAUACAUAUGUACAGAAUUUUUAAAAUAUGGGAUGUAAAAAAAGCUGUGAAAAAUAAUGAAGUGAGUUUUUUUUAAUUCAUUAGGUUUUUCUCAAAUAUAUUUAAAUACAUUCCCAGUACAGAUGCAGCUAGUUGAAGAUGCAGCCGAAAAGCUCUGUUACCUAGUUCCAUGUACGGAAUUUCCCUUCUGUGUUUGGAAGCCAAUUAAUUAUGCUUUGGCAUAGCAAUUAAAAGAGCAAGUUCUUGAGUAUAAAUGAUUUGAUUAGACUUCAGCGUAUGAAAUAGUUACUUAAUUUAAGGAUAAACCAAAGCUUGAAGCAUUGCUCUAAAUGUCCAUAUUCAGUUUUCCCUAGUCAGUGCAAUUCAGAAUUUUUGCCCCUAAUAGAUUAUGUAUUGGCCAACAUGGCCUUUGUGUAUCAUGUAUGUAUAUAUUAUAUAACUACAUGUUCAUCUGUUGAUGUUUUAUGUUGUCACUUGAAUGUUGCUUGUACAGAAAAUAUGUAUUACUGAGCUUUACAUGUCCAGUUAUCAAGUGGGUUAAAUGCACAGAAAUCUAGCUGGUCCAGGUGCCCUUCAGGAAGGAAGACAAAAACUUACAGAAGUGGCACCGCCAUCCCUACUUACUAAUAAGCUAGCAUUUCCUGCCCUCUCUGCAAAUAGAUUCUUUUAUUGCUUGGCGCAAAUGAGGUGAAGAUUGUAGAUCAGAGGUUUGAUAAAAUAGGUAUUCAAAAACGCAGCAAUUAGUAAGAACAUCAUCUGGUUUUCCACUUUGUAUUGUUUUAUAUGUACUGUUUGCUUUAAAAUAUAUAUACAUUAAUGUGUUAACAUUUCACUGAGUCCAUGUAUUCUAUAGUGCCCUUAUUGAAUAUAGAACCUCUUACGUGUUAAUAUAAUAUGGUAUGUAUUAAUAUACUUGUGUUUACUGAAAAUUAUUCUGUACAAAAGGGGGGUUUUGCACAUUGAAAAAGGUAUUAACAUUAUGAGGAAUUUUUAAAGGAGAAUAGAGGAUAAUGGAAAACUUUUUUAAACAAAUGCUUUUAGAUAUUAUUAAUUCAAAGUCAAGGGUGGGGAAUGUCAAAAUAAGUAAGUUGGGUAUAAAGCCAACCACAUCAUUCCAUAGGAAUGUUGAAACUUCUUGCUGCUUAAAAUUUCUGCUCUGUUUUGAUAUAUGCAGAAAAUCUGUAUAUAUUUGCUGAAGCCAUAGCAAACAAAUAGAGGUCCAUUUUUAAUUAUCCAGAUGGACUUAAUGCACUGAAACAAUUGUGUGAAUGCAAACCUUGGACAAGGAAACCUAAUUUUGGCACCAUUAAAGUGAUUAGAUGGAAAAGGCUGAAGUUUUCUCUUGCAAACUAAUAGAAUGAGGCCUCCUAUGUCAGGAAGGGGCUAUUAAGAUAACCUUGAUUAUGCUUAUUGAAUAAUUGCAGUGAUACAGGUGCCAGUGUUGCAUCAAUGAGAGCUGGAAUAGGCUGUUCUUUUUCAAACUGCAGGUUGGAAAUCUCACAUUUUUGGUCCCCCUCCCAUGUUAGAUGUUCCUGCAAAGUAAUCACCAUGUUACAUGGGAGGGCCUGGACUAACCCUUCAAUGUGCUAUGUGUGUUCUACUUGCACUAAAUUAAUAGUGUAGGAAAACUUGUAAAAAUGUAAUAUCUUUCCUACAGUCCAAAGUCGCACAUUCUACCACCUCAGUACUCUGUCACCUCAUCCCACUGCAUAUGGAAAUCGGGCCAUAUUCUUAAUACUUAUCACUUCAGGGGUUGAGAGGAAGAUCCAACUGAAUCUGGUUGUUAGGAAGCAUUUAUGGGUUUGCACAGAAUUUAAAAAUCAGAGUUCAAAACUGAGUGCCACCCUCUAUGAAUAAGAAAGCAGGUUUUCGUGUUAAUUUGUUUAUAUGAGAACUAUUCAUUGUACCACAAAUGUGUUAGUAUCUAAUUUCUGUCCAUUAUAUAUAAUUUUUGAACUCUGAUCAUAAUCAAGAUUAAGUGUCCUAUACCUAAUAAAUCAAACUUUGCUAAUAUUUCCGUAUUCAAAUUAAAUUGCCAAGGAUUGUAUGAA